Molecule: messenger RNA, 4170 nt
Organism: Anguilla anguilla (European eel)
Lineage: Eukaryota; Metazoa; Chordata; Actinopteri; Anguilliformes; Anguillidae
Gene: tmc5
Product: transmembrane channel like 5
Exons: 22
Coding region: 312-2870 (852 amino acids)
Cellular component (GO): plasma membrane
Molecular function (GO): mechanosensitive monoatomic ion channel activity
Source: RefSeq, a predicted model, not a curated record
CACCAGGCUACGAUUUUCUGUCAGCAAGUACCUCAUAAGUGUUUACGUUUAUCUUUAGUUACACUUUAGUGCCUGGCAUGGCGAUACGCAGAUUUUAGCCUGCUAAAUGUAGCUUAAAUUGUUAACACAGCGUUAUUUAAACUAUGAAUGAUUCGGUUAUAAUGUACAUGGUAUACUAGUAAACUGUUUGUAGCCAAAGAAGACAUUUUCCCACAGAAGAGAUCAGGUUGCAUGAACAUUGAGAAGGGAAAAGAUCAGAACGAGAAAGAAGAAGGAAAAGUGCACUGAGAAAGGAAUCGAACAAGGACUUGAUGUCGUAUUACAACAGAGAAGGACUAUUCAAUCCUGCCUACCAUGACAGUGAAACUCUUGAAAUCGACAGGAGCCCCUCCAGAAGGUCUCAUCAUUACAAUCCCUAUGAUCGGGACAGUGAGCCCUGGCAAAGGGGCUUGACAGACUGGACACCUCCCGAGGCACUGCCCCGCUACAAUGAACAGGGCAGGUACCUCGGGGACAGUGGGGAAGGGAACUGGAGGCCCACAGACCACAUGGCAAUGGGCCUCGUUCCCCACCCGAAUGGCAGCCUAAGAUGGCAACAUAACCAGGGUUCAGUUAACGCUGGGUACCAAGCAGAUUCUGCAGUGGACUACAUUACACCCCCACUGGAAGAACAGCCACCCUGGGCUCCACACAUGGGUGAGACACUGCGACAGAGAGGAACAAGGAAAAUGAGCCUGUUUCCAGGUGGUGGUGUUGCCCUGGGCAGACUGGGCAUAACCGAGGAAGACGUCAGGGAAGAGAUUCAAAGCGGGGAGCAGGAGUUGGUGAAAGAACUGGUUGCUAUGUCAUCCAGGGACCAAAUCCAAGCCAUGCGAGUCCUCCAGAUGAGCCUUCAAGACAAACGACAUAUUAGGAGACAAGUACUUGCUUGUAAGUCCUCCAAGCGGGGCCUCAAGCUGACCUGCCUUACAGACUGCACUGAGCAAGUGUCUCGGUCCUUCCGUAGGUUUGGAGCCAGCAUGGUGUCAGCCAAACAGGCGAUGACGCUGUGGCAUGGCACCAUAAAGGAAAUAGGGGGCAAGUUUGGCACGAGUGUCCUCUCCUACUUCCUUUUCCUCAAGUGGCUGCUCAUGUUCAACGUUUUCUCCUUCGUGGUCAAUUUUGGCUUCAUUACUGUGCCGCAGCUAGUGCAGCUGCCCAACAGAACGGAUCAAAUUAAUUUCAGGGGGCUGGAACUCCUCACUGGAGCUGGAUAUUUCAACCAGACAGUCUUGUACUAUGGUGGCUAUAGUAAUGAAACAAUCGGAGAUCCUCCAGCAUAUGACAUGCAGCUGGCAUACUUCUUCACUAUUGCAGCUUACCUGGUUCUGUGUGGACUUUCUCUGAUCUACAGUAUGGCUAGAUCCUUCCAGAAGAACUUUGUGCUGUCUGCCUCUGGCAAUGCCUGGUGUCUCUUGUGCAGCUGGGACUUCAGUAUCACCAACGUGAAAGCAAUACGUCAGCGCCAGAACAACCUUCGCGUCCAGCUCAAGGAGUCCCUUUCAGAAAAGAACCAGGGGUUCCAUAUGACCAUGUCAGAGAAAUUGAAACAGUUUGGGAUCCACCUGGGAACCUGGUUUAUCUCCACGGGGUUGGCAGCAGCUUCCUGUGCUGCCAUCUACUUCCUGUGUCUGGGAUAUCUUGACUCGAUCAAGGAUUCUCAGGACUCUAGCCUGCUAACAGAAGCUUCCACUCUUCUGCUGCCCUUUGUGGUCUCCCUCAUAAACCUUGUCAUUCCACUGCUGUACUCACUACUUAGCAAGAUUGAGAAAUACUCCAACCCCCGCACACAGAUCUAUGUCAUCAUCCUCAGGAAUGUCUUCCUAAAGAUGGGAAUAUUGGGAAUUCUCUGCUACUACUGGAUGAAAAUACUUUCUAACAGAAUUACAUGUUGGGAGUCCAUUGUUGGACAAGAUUUGUACCGGCUGGUGAUCAUUGAUUUUAUCUUCUUAAUGUUGGAAACCUUCUUUGGAGAGUUUUUACACAACAUCAUUGGGACCAAGUGUCUGCCAAGUCUGGGGGUUCCAGAAUUUGACAUCGCUAGGAACGUCCUCAACCUGAUCUAUGCCCAGACACUGGCAUGGAUUGGGAUUUACUUCUCUCCACUGCUGCCAGUCUUACAGAUGAUCAAGCUGUUCAUCAUGUUUUAUCUGAAGAAGGUGAGCCUGUAUCAGAACUGCCAGCCCCCCCGUCGUUACGGCAGGGCCGCGCAGAUGCAGACCAUCUUCAUUGCCCUACUCUUCAUCCCCUCCUUCGUGGGGGCAGUGUCCAUGGUGGCCUACACUGUGUGGAGCCUGAAACCGUCAGCGCACUGUGGGCCCUUCCAGGGCCUCGACACCACUUUUGAGGCUGUGGUUCUCUGGAUGGAAAGAGUGAACAUCCUGAACCUCCCAGAAUCCAUGUGGGCUGUUUGGAUAUUCCACAACGUGAUCAAAAGCGAGCUCUUCUUCUACCUCAUCAGCCUGAUAAUCCUGGUAUUGAUAUACUUCUUCUGGCAGAUAACACAAGGACGCAAACUGCUGAUAAAUCUUCUCAGAGAGCAGAUCAUUAAUGAGGGAAAAGACAAGGCAUUCCUGCUGGAAAAACUGCAGAAGCUUCAGAAAACAAUGCCGACAAUGGCUUCCUCCCAACCAGCCUACACACAGAUGCCCCAGACCUAUGCCAGGAUACAGGAGAUUGAACCAGAUUAUGAGCAGGAUUUUCAAGGCCUACCUGGCAUACCUCAUCCUGAAGAGGGCUCUGGUCCCACUGGUCCACCCAUCACCAGCGCCCUGAUCCAGGCCAUGCUGGCCCGGAAGCAGGCUGAGGAAGAUGAGGAGGAAGGCUACUGAAAAAGAUUUCAGAAAAUGUAUUUCCAGGAAAUACAUCAUUACUGGCCUGCCCCAAGACAUGAAUCCUGUUCUGACAAGAAAAAAACAUCCCCAGUAAUAAACAAAUGGAUCCACGUUCCCUGGACUAACAUUCCCCACCUUCAGUGCUUUUCAUGGUACAGAUGUUCAUGCAUUCAUCUUUUCAGACAUUGUCAGUGUCCACUUAGGCCGGUCUGACAUAUCUGUAAGUGACAACGGUGUCAUCCAAUGAGGGAGGGUUUCAGUCAACAUGUGAUCCGCCCCAUUGCUCGAUGUUUAUAAUCUGCCUGCUGCUUUGUAAGCAGCAGCUACUCUGCUUAGUUGACAAAUUACAGUGUGGGGAAAAAAGGUAGUCAGCUGAUUUCACAACUUCAGUGGACAUUCACUAGUUGCACCCUCCAGAAUGGAUGGAGGAUGCUGCAGUCAUGACACCGGUUGAUUGAGCAUCAAGGCCUGCUUGAUGUACAUGAUGAUGUAUUUUUUUGUAAUUUAUACUAACAAAAAAUACCAUUCCAUUCCAUUGGUCCGUUGACCCAACUGUACAGUAACCACUUCAUUGUAAGGAAAAAUAGAGACACCAGUGUGCAGAAAAAAAAACAAGGUAGAGACUAUUUGGACCCUGAAAAUGCAUGUACAGAUAUUAUUGUAAUGAAUUUGGAUAGAACACUUAGCUUCUUUGAGCCACAUACAAGCUCUCAAGCAGGCAUCAGUAUGCAGCAGCAUUUAUGUUUUAAAGGUACCAACUUGUGAUCUGGGAAGUGGCCACAGGUCAUUCUCCUUUUUUUUCAGUCCGUCAAAGCAUCUAAAUUCAUUAAAUGGAAGAUAAUUUACUGUAAAUUGAAACAUUGUAUGAUGUCAAAGAGACAGAGGCCUUUUGGUUAACCCUGGAAAUGUUGAUUUAGAUUUUUGUUUAAUAUUUAUAUUGUUCAUUCCUAUGGAUGUAACCAAGAUAACACCAUGCCUAUUGGCUUCUGUCCAACCCAGUCCAACUAAACUGAGCAGAUGGUUAAAUGCUAAUGUCACAGUUGUAGAGUGGUGAAGCUUCUAUGCUUCUGGAAGAGGUUUUCCCAUUCGUUUUUGCCAUGGGCUGGGGGGCUGUCCAACAGUAACCCUACCUCCCUGAGCAAGCUAUGGCCAGUGAUGCACUGCUGGCCUUCCCACCAAUCUGCACUGACAUGGUAUUGUUGACCAAGAUGUGUGUUACUGUACUGAGAACAAGUGUGUGAUUUAAGUUAAGUUUUGUAAAAAUGUGUAAUUAUUACAUAAAAUAUUCAUCAACCUA